Vicia faba (fava bean) is the source of this 819-nucleotide messenger RNA. The record is from the annotation of a GenBank genome assembly. NCBI's taxonomy places the organism in Eukaryota, Viridiplantae, Streptophyta, Magnoliopsida, Fabales, Fabaceae.
AUGAAGUUCAUGAAACUUGGAACUCGGUCGGACUCUUUCUACACCGAACAAGCUACCAGGAGUCUAGUUUCAGAUAUACCUCCUGACCUUGUGAUAAAAAUCAAUGAUACAACUUAUCUGCUACACAAGUCUCCGCUUCUUUCGAAAUGUGGCCUUUUACUAAGACUUGGUUCUGAUAUUAGUGAUUCUGAGAGUGUUCCUCUAGAGCUUCAUGAUAUGCCUGGUGGAGCAGAAGCUUUUGAACUCUGUGCUAAGUUCUGCUAUGGAGUUUCAAUCAACAUUAGUGCUCAUAAUUUUGUACCUUCACUCUGUGCUGCUAAGCUCCUCCAAAUGAAUGAAACCAUUGAGAGGGGAAACUUUGUAGGUAAACUUGAGUCUUUCUUCCGUUCUUGCAUUCUUGAAGGCUGGAAAGACUCCGUUUCAACACUGCAGGCCACCGAGAAGUUACCAGAGUGGUCUGAGAAUCUUGGCAUAAUAAGAAAAUGCAUUGAUUCGAUUAUUGAAAAAGUUCUUACACCUCUAUCACAGGUCAAAUGGUCUUACACUUACACUAGGCCUGGUUACAACAGAAAAGAGCACCAUUUUGUUCCAAAGGAUUGGUGGACUGAGGAUAUAUCCAUUCUAAACAUAGAUCUUUUCAGAUGCAUAAUAAUGACUAUUAGAUCAACACAUGUGCUUCCCCCGCAGCUUAUCGGAGAAGCGUUGCAUGUUUAUGCAUGUAAAUGGUUACCUUGCAUCAAAAAGGCUAAAAGUUCAGGAAGUUCAGCAUCACAAACAGAAGAAUCCAUUAGGGUAUCUUUGAAUAUUGAAAGAGAGUGA